Ictalurus furcatus (blue catfish) is the source of this 1167-nucleotide messenger RNA. RefSeq names its product circumsporozoite protein-like. The coding region runs from base 40 to 1167 and encodes 375 amino acids. The record is from RefSeq and is a predicted model, not a curated record. The transcript has 5 exons. NCBI's taxonomy places the organism in Eukaryota, Metazoa, Chordata, Actinopteri, Siluriformes, Ictaluridae.
CUGAGGUGGAACUGGUGUGGAGAUCCUGGAGAACUUAGAAUGAAGACCCACCUUAUCCUCAUCCUCUGUAUGAUCUCAGUGACUUAUGUCCAAACCCAAGAUGUUGAAUCCUCCAUGUGGCCAUCAUCUGCUUCUACAGCACAACCAGACCAUAAUGUCUCUUCUGCAGCUGUUUCAGGUGUACCUGUGUAUAUCUCAGUCAGUGUGGGUUUAGUCUUCUUGACUACUGGUGUAAUUAUAAUCAUCUGCUAUAAAUUCAAGUCCAAAGGUUCAGAAACAAUGGCACAAUGUUCAACAGAUAUACAUGAUUAUGAAAACGUCCAAUCAGAAAAAUAUUCCAACCAAUCAGAAUCAGUCUACCAGAACCCGAACCCCAAAAUCAACCAAUCAGAAUCAACCGUGAAGAACCCGAACCCCAAAAUCAACCAAUCAGAAUCAGCCUUUAAAAACCCGACCCCCAAAACCAACCAAUCAGAAUCAGCCUUUAAAAACCCGAACCCCAAAACCAACCAAUCAGAAUCAGUCUAUGAGAACAUGUAUCCCAAAACCAACCAAUCAGAAUCAGUCUAUGAGAACCUGAAGCCCAAAAUCAACCAAUCAGAAUCCAUCUCUGAGAACCCAAACCUCAAAAUCAACCAAUCAGAAUCCAUCUCUGAGAACCCAAACCUCAAAAUCAACCAAUCAGAAUCCACCUCUGAGAACCCAAACCUCAAAAUCAACCAAUCAGAAUCCAUCUAUGAGAACCCAAACCCCAAAAUCAACCAAUCAGAAUCCAUCUAUGAGAACCCAAACCCCAAAAUCAACCAAUCAGAAUCCAUCUAUGAGAACCCAAACCCCAAAAUCAACCAAUCAGAAUCCAUCUAUGAGAACCUGAGCCCCAAAAUCAACCAAUCAGAAUCCAUCUAUGAGAAGCAGAACCCCAAAAUCAACCAAUCAGAAUCAGUCUUUGAGAACUCAAUCCCCGAAAUCAAUCAGUCAGAAUCAGUCUUCAAGAACCCGAACCCCAAAAUCAACCCAUCAGAAUCAGUCUUCAAGAAUCAGAACCCCAAAAUUAACCAAUCAGAAUCAGUCUUCAAAAACCCGAACCCCAAAACAAACCAAUCAGAAUCCAUCUAUGAGAACCUGAGCCCCAAAUUUAACCAAUCAGAAUCAGUCUACGAGAACUGA